UUGGAUAAUGCUUUCUCAUGGCUGCUCGGGAUGGCAACCUUUCCUUUACUGCCCACUGCUCAGGAGGAUGAGGACGAGGAUGAUGAAGGCUUGGAUGAGACCAUGAAAGAAACUACUAAAGAGAAAGAAGAAAAAAAAACAGAUCAUGAUGUUGCUAGGCAGGAUGUUGUCAAGGGCUUUCUGAAAAUGCAGGGUCUUCCUCGGCUGCGGUAUAUCCUGGAGGUGGUGCGGCCCUCCCCCCGGGUUGUUCUUGAUAUUCUGGAGGUUCUGAUCCGGAUCGCUCGCCACUCGACUGCUGCAGCAACACAGAUCCUGGACUGUCCGCGGCUAAUGAACACUGUGAUUGCUGAGUUUCUUCCCUGCUCCUGGGCUCCUGCCACCUCACAGGCUCCAUCCUCUUUGUAUGGGCUCCCUGUUGCCUUGGCGAUGAAGCUGCUUCGUGUUUUAGCAAGUGCUGGGAGGCAUGCUUGUGCUAGAAUACUUAACUCUUUAGGAGGGAAGGAGGUUUUGUCACGUUUCGUGGUUGUGGAACCAUCAGAGAUGUUGCUGGAAGCAGGUGAAGCUCUUCGCUGCAGUACAGAGGCGCUGAGGCUGUUCGCAGUGGCUGCCAGCUACGGACAGGCUUGCAAUCUGUACACGGACCUGUAUCCUGUGCUGGUGAAGAGGUUGCAGGCUGGGAACUGGUGGUGUGCUUCAUCUGAGGCUGUGCUGCCUCUGGAGCUGGACCCAAUCAGAGCUCUGCUCGUGCUGCUGACUCAGGUCACUCAAACGGCAGGAUGCCAUGAAGAACUGCAGAGAGACCUAGUCAGUGCUCAGGGUGCAGAGUGUCCUCCACCUCCUCCGGUUGUGUGGAGUCAUGUGACGGGUCUCCAGCCCACUGUCAUUAGCUCUCUCAAGGGCUGUGUGAGAGCACUCGAUGGCCCAGCUCAAAUGUCAAGUGCUCUGAUUCUGCUUCCAUCCUACCUGCUCUACAUGGAGGCGUAUUAUUCACAGCUCUGUGUACAAAGCUCUUUCCAGCCGGUACAGUGUCUACAGGAACUCGAGUCACUAACUUCAGAUGUGCUUCUGCCACUGAUAUCCCAUCAGGCCAUGCAAAAUAUAACCAGCUGCUUUAGGUCCAGUUCUAUGAUCUGUAACCCCCGGCUGAGUGCAGCUGGUGGGGACGUCGUCUCCAGUCUGCCAGGUCUGGACUGCUCGAGGAUGAAGACCACCAGCACAAUAGCAGGGCUCAACUCCCCUCUGCCUCUCCCUACUGCCCUCCUGUACCUGCUGAACACCAUCACCUCCAUCCACAAAGGCUUAAUAAAGAAGUUCAGUCCUCUCAUCCUCUCGGACUCUGUACUGAGUUAUCUGCGGUCUUGUAUCGGAGCCAUGCCCUCUGUUUCUCACAUGAGUGCCUGGAUUUUAUGCCACGAGCACCACCUGCUGUAUCUGCUGCUCAGACUGGCUCACAAGCUGGUUUCAGUUGACCCAGAGGUGGCCAAACAUGCCACCUUGUUCCACCAAGUAUCGCUGGCUCUAGUGUCCUGGCUGCUGCCUGGCAGUGAAUAUCAGGCACAUGAACUCAUGUCUGUCGUGACCUUCAGUCACAGCCUCCUUCCGGAGGGCGUCUGUGGUGAACCAGAGAUGGCUGCAUUGGCUGAGCUGCAGCUUAAAGACAGGACUUCACCUACCGUUGGUGCUCUGCUGCGUGACGCUCUCCAUCAUUUGCCCUCCAUCCGCGGUUGUUACCUCACCCACCUUGCACACAUGGAAUCCUCUGUCCUUUCAUCCCGUGACCGGUACCUCGGCCGAACGCCUUUUGUCAGCUCUCAUCUCCUACCUGAACUUACCGGCCCCUCCCUGCCUUCUGAUUGGCCCUUCUUACCGCUCAUAAGUCUCUAUGAGCGAAUGGGGCUGUCAGCUGGUGGUGGGCAUCAGGUUGAGUCUCUUCCAGCAGGGUCAGUGCAGUCAGUCACUAACUGCCUUCAAUGGCUGCUUGUUCUGGAGAGUUGGCGAGAGCAGGCGCUCACGGCGGUGCCACCAGUGGCAAAGUUAGCCCGGCUAGCCUGUGUCUUUCUGUGCUCCAGUGACCUCUUCCUGGAGCGGCCUGUGCAAGAGCUUACUUGGGUGCUGUUUCGCAGGCUAACACGGCCAGCUCAGCUUGAGGCGCUGGAUCUGGGCUCACCACCACCAGGCUUGGCUUCCUUUCAUGACCUAUACUCGGCUCUGCUGGCGCAGUAUGAGGCUGUGUCAUUCGGUGACCCACUCUUUGGCUGCUUCAUGCUUUUGCCUCUACAGCGGUGCUACAGUGUCACCAUGAGGCUGGCUGUUUUUGGAGAACAUGUGGGAAUGUUGCGAUCGCUGGGGGUCCCGCUACAGCAGCUGCCUAUUCCACUGGAGAAGUUCACGUCCCCCAUGGAAGACUCCCUUCCUCUGUUGCGGCUGUAUUUUCGAGCACUAGUAACUGGAGCUCUGAAGAGGAGCUGGUGUCCUGUGCUUUAUGUGGUGGCUGUUGCCCACCUGAAUGCGUUUAUCUUCUCCCAGGAUGCAGUGGCAGAGGAGGUGGAGGCGGCAUGUCGGAGCCUGCUGAGAAAGACCUAUUACCUGACAGAUGAGGUGUUAAAGAACCACCUGCUUCUUUUUCAGCUGCCCCAGCAGAAUUCAGAGCUGGGCUUCAGCACCUAUGAACAGCUGCCCCCCAUUCGUGCCCGCAGGUUGGAAAGCAUUGUGGGAACAGAAGUCAAGGGUGGAGAAAAGUGAAAAAGGAAAAAUCCUGUCCCACAGUUUUGUAUGUGAUUUGUAAACUACCAUCCUCAUAUCUGUGGUUUUUGGCCUGUUAGGAACAAGUGGCUACCAUAGACUUUAAAAUAAACAUUUCGUUUCUUGUG
Molecule: messenger RNA, 2870 nt
Organism: Sinocyclocheilus grahami
Lineage: Eukaryota; Metazoa; Chordata; Actinopteri; Cypriniformes; Cyprinidae
Product: RNA polymerase II-associated protein 1-like
Exons: 14
Coding region: 31-2742 (903 amino acids)
Biological process (GO): transcription by RNA polymerase II
Source: RefSeq, a predicted model, not a curated record